CCAGAAAUAGUGCUUCAGGUUAAGAACUUUGCUUCAGGAUGAGAACAGAAAUCGUGCUCCGGCGGCGUGGCAGCAGCAAGAGGCCCCAUUAGCUAAAGUGGUGCUUCAGGUUAAGAACAGUUUCAGGUUAAGUACGGACCUCCGGAACGAAUUAAGUACUUAAUCCGAGGUACCACUGUCUUUCUGUUAACUACAAAUUAGGUUAACAAGUUUGUCCCGAGCUGGACUCCGUAGCUGAGGGGUGGGGAAUGAGAGGAGCACAGCAAUAGAGGCGGACCAUUUGGGCGGACAAAUGUGAGUAGUAACGCCUUAGGAAUCACUGAAGUCUGUUUCUUCAACGUCAGGGGUGGAUGACCAGCCCCGGGCCUGACCCUUGGGCUGUGGAGCCAAAGCGUGUCUGGUCCUUGUCCUUAGAGUAACUGCAGGCAAGGCGCCGAGGGCUGGACAGUACAAGGACUACAACCCAGGCGGCUGUUGGAACAGAGGCCUUUGGCCGGAGCGGGGCUUGGCUGGGAAGAGCGGGAGGAGGCGGAGCCACUCUUGCAUGCAGAUAAGGCGGCGCCGCGGAGCAUUAUGGGGGAGCAUGAAACGGGCUUCGCGGGCCUUCAGAGAGGUUGGGGCUCCGUCAGACUGGACAGGUAGAUGAUGCCCGACUGCGAGCGAGGGAAGGAAAGCGAGGACAGGGCCCUCGGGCGGGUCUUGGUAUGUUCGCUGUGCUUUGAAGGGAUGCGGGAGGACGGCGGCCCGGGUCCGGUCUGAUAAGAAAGCAUACUUACCUGGCAGGGGAGACACCUUGAUCAUGAAGGAGGUUUUCCCAGGGUGAGGCUCAUCCAUUGCACUGCGGGUGUGCUGACCCCUGCGAUUUCCCCAAAUGCGGGAAACUCGACUGCAUAAUUUGUGGUAGUGGGGGACUGCGUUCGCGCUUUCCCCUGCUCAUUCGUGUGCAAAAAAAACAGAAAUGAAAGUUGUAGAAGUAAUGUUGUUACUUUAUUUUGUGGCAUGUGAGUGGUGCCCGUUGAUUUGCAGGAUUCUGGCUUUUUUGUGUACAUUUUCUUUUGCUCUUUGGUUUGUUUUUCAAACUGAGACAGUCCUAUGGAGUCCAAAAGUUUCUAGUGUAGUAUAUGGGAGGUGUAUCUAAAAUUGUUACUGUGCAAUCCAAUAUAGAAUAUACAAAACAUAACAAGAAGUUAGAACUCGACUGCAUAAUUUGUGAUACCGGGGCUUUGUGUUCAUGCUUUCCACUAACUGGUGUUAAAAAACCCCAGAAGGAUGCACUGCCUGGAGCUGAGGAGCUUCUGCCUGAGUUCUCCACUUCUUGGGGGCCUGCUGUGGAAAAGAGGGUGAAGGAGGAAUCAUUGUCUGGGGGUGUGUGCCAGAAAAACGGGUGCAGCAGGAGGAAUGACUAGUGUGCAAACAACAGAAUUAAUAUGCCUUGUUCAUACUCUUUUUCUACAUUGUAUUCCACUUUCAAAUUUGUUGCAAUUCUGAUUAAAAUCAAACUUCUCAGGAAAUUGGCCACAUUUUGGUCAGUAAAGUUGCCUGACAUUGAGUGCUACUUGCUAGGAAUCAGGAGUGCCAAAGGGAUCCUGUGCUCACGGCCUCCUUGUGGGAUUCACAAGAGACACGUCUGUCUGGUUGGUCCCUGGGAGAAGAGCAUUCCACCAAGUACAGUAGGUGUUGGGUCUCAUCCCCGUUUUCUUACGUUCUAACAUGAACUGAUUGGAUAACCACAAGAAACACCGCGAAGUUGCUCUGGCUUUAUAACCUUUUCCGCAGACAAUGGCUUUGCAGUAAUAAUAAUAAUAAUAAUAAUAAUAAUUUAUUAUUUAUACCCCGCCCAUCUGGCUGUGUUUUCCCAGCCACUCUGGACCGCUUCCAACAAAACAUUAAAAUACAAUAACCUAUUAAACAUUAAAAGCUUCCCUAAACAGGGCUGCCUUCAGAUGUCUUCUAAAGGUUUGGUAGUUAUUUUUCUCUUUGACAUCUGGUGGGAGGGCAUUCCACAGGGCGGGUGCCACUACCAAGAAGGCCCUCUGCCUGGUUCCCUGUAACUUGGCUUCUCGUAGCGAGUGAACCACCAGAAGGCCCUCGGCGCUGGACCUCAGUGUCUGGGCAGAAUAAUGGCGGUGGAGACGCUCCUUCAGGUAUACUGGACCGAGGCCGUUUAGGGCUUUAAAGGUCAGCACCAACACUUUGAAUUGUGCUCAGAAACGUACUUUGAGGCAGUAUAGGUAUUUCAAGACCGGUGUUAUAUGGUCUUGGCAGCCGCUUCCAGUCACCAGUCUAGCUACUGCAUUCUGGAUUAGUUGUAGUUUCCGGGUCACCUUCAAAGGUAGCCCCACAUAGAGCGCAUUGCAGUAGUCCAAGUGAGAAAUAACCAGAGCAUGCACCACUCUGGCGAGACAGUCUGCGGGCAGGUAGGGUCUCAGCCUGCAUACCUGGUAAACAGCUGCCCUGGACACAGAAUUGAUCUGUGCCCCCAUCGCCCAGCCAUUUCCAGCUAGCUUUUAUAAGCCAGGAUGGGCAAGGAUCAAGGAGACAGGUGGUUGGUUUCACUAGUCCAAGCAGCCUGUGCACAUCCUUGGAGGUAACAGAUUGGAAUUGAUCCCACACAACUUGACUAGACAGGACUCUAGCACUCUCCGGCCCCAACCCUGUUCCCACGGUGGAGUCUACCUCUUCUCGAAUCUGAGGGACUUUAUCUGCAAAAAACUUUGCAAAAUCAUUGCAGGAGAUCAUGUGGCCCGUAGCACCGUCCUACGGCGUUCGUGGAAAUCAUGUAUAUAUAUUGAGUAUUCUUCAGGUAAUAGCUGAAGGGCGUUUCUUUUCCAUCUCGCUUUAAUUUCCACGCUAGUUCUUCUCAUGGCGUUCUCAUUGCCCACCGCACCCCACGUUUCUUUUUAGUGCUAAGGCAUUCCGUCAGGUUCCUGAGGAUCCUUUUCGCAGCAACUCUUCUGCCUCCGUUUUGCUCAGUAGCUUUUCCUUGGGAAAGUGCCUCCAAUCGCCUUUUCUGUGGUAUUUCUGUUAACUACAAGUUAGGUUAACAAGUUUGUCCCAAGCUGGACUCCAAAGCUGAGGGGUGGGGAAUGAGAGGAGCACAGCAAUAGAGACGGACCAAUUGGGCGGACAAAUGCUAGUAACGCCUUAGGAAUCACUGAAGUCUAUUUCUUCAACGUCUGGGGUGGAUGACCAGCCCCGGGCCUGACCCUUGGGCUAUGGAGCCAAAGCGUGUCUGGUCCUUGCCCUUAUAAGCAUUGCAGGCCAGGCGCCGAGGGCUCGACAGUACAAGGACUACAACCAAGGCGGCCGCUGGAACAGAGGCCUUUGGCCAGAGCGGGGCUUGGCUGGGAAGAGCGGGAGGAGGCGGAGCCACUCUCGCAUGCAGAUGAGGUGCCGCCGCGGAGCAUUAUGGGGGAGCAUGAAACGGGCUUCGCGGGCCUUCGGAGAAGUCAGGGUCCGUCAGGCUGGGCCGGUAGAUGAUGCCCGAUUGCGAGCGAGGAAAGGAAAGCGGGGACGGGGCAGUCGGGCGGGUCUUGGUAUGCUCGCUGUGCUCUGGAAGAGCGCGGGAGGACGGCGGCCCGGGUCCGGUCUGAUCCCAAAGCAUACUUACCUGGCAGGGGAGACACCUUGAUCAUGAAGGAGGUUUUCCCAGGGUGAGGCUCAUCCAUUGCACUGCGGGUGUGCUGACCCCUGCGAUUUCCCCAAAUGCGGGAAACUCGACUGCAUAAUUUGUGGUAGUGGGGGACUGCGUUCGCGCUUUCCCCUGACAAUUCAUGUGCAAAAAAACAGAAAUGAAAGUUCUAGAAGUAAUGUAGUAUCUUUACUUUUGGUGGCAUGUGACUGAUGCCUGUUUCUUUGCAGGACUUGCGGCUUUUUUGUGUACAUUUUCUUUUGCUCUUUGGUUUGUUUUUUAGACUAAGACAGUCCUAUGGAGUCCAAAAGUUUCUGGUGUAAUUUAUGGGAGGUGUAUUUAAAAUCGUUACUGUGCAAUCCGAUAUAGAAUAUACAAAACAUAACAAGAAGGUAGAACUCGACUGCAUAAUUUGUGAUACCGGGGAUUGUGUUCAUGCUUUCCACUAACUGGUGUUUCAAAAACCAGAAGGAUGCCCUGCCUGGAGCUGAGGAGCUUCUGCCUGAUUUCUCCACUCCUUGGGAGCCUGCUGUGGAAAAUGGGGUGAAGGAGGAAUCAGUGUCUGGGGGCGGUGCCAGAAAAACGGUUGCUGCAGGAGGAAUUGCAGGCAUGUAAUAACACACAGGAAAAAUUCAGGGUGUGUGUGCACACUGCAGAAGAGCAGCAGAUUCCUGCUGAUUUUCUUACUCCACUGCAAAGUGCUGCAGACAAGAGGACAAUGGUGGUCACACAGCAAUACCUAGCAGGUUAAAGAGUGGAGCAAGCCCUCGAAAAUGCUCUGUUUCUCUAAAGCAGGAGCCUUUUUGGCUCCACACACCAGAUCCCUAUCAGGAUCGGCCUUCAGGCGCCCCAUUUGACAUGUGAGCAGCACAGCCUACCUGUCUCAGUUAGCCUGACAGUUAGUUCCUUGCAUCUCCAAACCAGACUGCUUGGAUCCUAACAAUGCCUCAUGGCAAACUACUUUUGAAAGCAUCAUUUUCAAACUGGGGGGCACUAGGCUAGCAACAGCCCUUUGCCCUGGAAUAUGUAGUGGCUUUGAUCCCUGUCUAGAUCUGAAGUACUCUUCUCUUCUGUUCCUUAAGGAAAUGUUGAGAGGUUUGUUUUGUUUCUUCAAUCUAAGAUUUCAGCAAUCAAUAUUCUCCAUGGAUGCCCUUUUCUAACCAUUUCCUUCCUCGCAGAUCCUGAGCCCUAUGUAUUCCUGUCGUUCCAACACUUAUACUUUGAGCUGCCUUCUUCCACUAAACUACCUCUCUGUUUUCUUCUAGCUUACAUUCUUCCUUGUGUGAAACAUACUAUAGAUCUAGAAGUCUCUUCCAAACCACAUUCUGCAGAAAGAGUUACACAGGAACAACGGGAAAGAGUGGCGGGAGACCUGUCAGGGAAUUUGUUUGUCUUACCUUCCUUGCCUACAAAGAAUAAUUUCAAAUCUUUCGAAGACUGUGUGGCACUAGCAAUGUGGAAAGGGAACUUAACAGCAUGCUGCGACCCCACUAACCAACAGAUGGCCAUGUCAAAGAGCGAUGGCGGUUCGGUAAACACAGGCCCCAAAGGGGUGAUCAACGACUGGAGGAGAUUCAAGCAGCUGGAGACAGAGCAGCGAGAGGAACAGUGCCGGGAGAUGAAACGCCUCAUCCAGAAGCUCUCGAUGACAUGCAGGUCCCACCUGGACGAUGAGGAGGACAAGCGGAAGCAGCAGGAGCUCCAGAAAAAGCUGGAUGGCAAGCUAACCCUGCAGGAGUACAGCGCGCUGCGUGAGGGCCCAGAUGACGAGGAGUUCCUGCAGCAGUACCGCAAACGGCGCAUGGAGGAGAUGCGGCUGCAGCUGCGCGGUGGGCAGCACUUCCAGCAGGUUGUCGAGAUCCACAGUGGGGAGGCCUUCCUGGACACCAUCGACAAAGCGCCCAAGAAUUCCCUGGUGAUGGUCCACGUCUACGAGGAUGAUGUCCCAGGGGCCGACUCCCUCCACGGAUGCAUGGUCUGCCUGGCCACUGAGUACCCCGUGGUCAAGUUCUGCCGGGUGCGGAGCUCCCUGAUCGGCGCCAGCUCCCGCUUCACCACCAGCGCCCUGCCGGCACUCCUGGUCUACAAGGGUGGGGAGCUGGUGGGCAACUUUGUCCGUGUCACUGACCAGCUGGGUGAGGACUUCUUCACCGGGGACCUGGAGGGCUUCCUGCAGGAGUGCGGCCUGCUCCCUGAGAAGGACCUGGUGCUCCUCACCUCUGUCCUCGAUGCCUCCUCCUCCUGCCUCAGUGAGGACAGUGACCUGGAGAUCAACUGAGGGCAUCCUAGGGGGAGCAGAGAGGCACCUGUGAAGGGGCGAGUGGAAAAGCCCACCCUUCACCUAUGGAAGCAAAGGCCCAGAAAAAGUUAAAUAUGGAGAAUAAAUGGUUGAGAUAUUCGGAUUUAUUGUUGGAAGAUAAUAAAGGAUUUAAAUUAAGACCAUUUGAGCAAAUUAAAUUGGAUUGGCUACAGUAUUAUCAGAUCAACGAAUGGUUUAAGCUUGAUAAGAAAAAUGGGUUUGCAUCGGAAAAAAACAAUUUGGAAAUGGAGUUGUUAGGUACUAAUGUCAAAAACUUAUCGAAAAUGUAUAAUUUACUGUUGGAGUGGCAUACAAUGGAUGAACAAGUCAAAUCUGUGAUGAUAGAUUGGGCAAGAGAUGUUGGGCACAAUAUAAUGUGGGAAGGUUGGGAAAGGUUGUGGAAUAAAGGGGUUAAGUUUACUGUACUGUACUAAAAGAAAAUAUCAUGAAAAUGAUGCAUAGAUGGUACUUAACCCCAGUAAAACUAGCAAAGAUUUAUCAUAUGAGUGAUAACUUAUGUUGGAAAUGUAAAGAAAAGGAAGGUACCUUUUAUCAUAUGUGGUGGACAUGUCCCAAGGUGAAAGACUUCUGGGAAAAGAUUUAUAAUGAGUUGAAAAAGAUGUUGAAAUAUACAUUUAUUAAAAAACCUUUCUACUUGGAAUAAUAGGUUUGGAAUUGCCCAAGAAAGAUGUUAGAUUGUUUUUAUAUGUCACAACUGCAGCAAGAAUUCUGUUAGCCAAAAAUUGAAAAUUACAAGAAAUACCAACAGUGGAGGAAUGGCAGAGGAAGAUGAUGGACUUUUUGGAGCUGGCCGACCUGACCAGAAGAAUCCGCGAACAGAAAGAGGAGGAGUAUCAAGAAGAAUGGAAGAAAUUUAAGGAUUAUUUAGCCAAAUAUUCUAAGAUUAUAUAAGUAGAAUUAUUUGUGAGUACCGUAUUGGCUUAGGAGUUAAGUAUGUUAAAUAGCAUAAUAUUAUGGAUAGAAGUUAAUAUGAUAAGAAAGAAAGAAGUUAAUCGACCAAGUUAAUCUUAUUUGAAAAUAGUAUUGGAAAACUGCUACAAUGAUUUACAUGGAAACUCAGCUAGGGGGAUUCGAGGAAGUCACUCAAUAAUGGUACAAAAGUGGGAUUAUAAUAGCUAGGAUAAUUGUUUGUAUGUUUUUUUAUAUUGUAAUGUUUUUCUUUUAUGUUUGUUAUUAAUUUGGAAAACCAAUAGAAAAAAUUGGAAAAAAAGAAAAGAAAAGCCCACCCUUUAAUAGCCCCUAGAAGGCAGUUACCCAGUUGCUACCCCCCACCCCCGUUCCCAAAUGGAGGAGCCACCUCAAUCCUCCUGCUGAAACCUGUCCAGCAGCCUGCAGCCCCUCUGCUCUGUGAAGAAAGGAAUGAAAAACAAACAGCGAAGCAAGUAUUUAACAGACAUAAUAAAAAACGAAUGUCAAACUUGCUGUAUUUUAAUAAAUAAUUAUCAAAUCAAGUACUAUCUGCAGUCUAAAUUGUGUUUUUUUUUAACACCAGUUAAUGGAAAGCAUGAACACAAUCCCCAGUAUCACAAAUUAUGCAGUCGAGCUCUACCUUCUUGUAUAUCUCCUGUUUUGUAUACUGUGGUGUAAACCACUGAGCCUUGGGCUUGCCGAUCGGAAGGCGGUUUGAAUCCCCGCGAUGGGGUGAGCUCCCAUUGUUCAGUCCCAGCUCCUGCCAACCUAGCAGUUCAAAAGCACGUCAAAGUGCACUUUUAAUUGUUUUUACAGUGGUACCUCAGGUUACAGACGCUUCAGGUUACAGACUCCGCUAACCCAGAAAUAGUACCUCGGGUUAAGAACUUUGCUUCAGGAUGAGAACAGAAAUUGUGCUCUGGCGGCGUGGCGGCAGCGGGAGGCCCCAUUAGCUAAAGUGGUACCUCAGGUUAAGAACAGUUUCAGGUUAAGAACAGACCCCCAGAACAAAUUAAGUUCUGGUCCCGAGGUACCACUGUAUUCUGAUUUCAUAUGGCUAAAUUUUGUAAGCUGCCUAAGGGGUCUUCUGUGGAAAGGCAGGAUAGAAUUCUAAUAAACCAAUAAGGUUGCAAUAAGGCUACAUAUAUUUAUGAGUCUCCUCGCUCUUUAUUUGCCAUUUUAAGUUUAAUUCCUUCAAUGUAGAUUUGAUUAGAGUCUCUAUAGGUCACUCUAAUAUGAUGUAUGUGUCAACAUGCACAGUUUAAAUAGCAGCUGUUGUGUUACCACCUGCAGGAAUGAUGAAAACCUGCAGCAAUUCUG
Molecule: messenger RNA, 8180 nt
Organism: Podarcis lilfordi (Lilford's wall lizard)
Lineage: Eukaryota; Metazoa; Chordata; Lepidosauria; Squamata; Lacertidae
Source: the annotation of a GenBank genome assembly